Molecule: messenger RNA, 945 nt
Organism: Aplosporella prunicola CBS 121167
Lineage: Eukaryota; Fungi; Ascomycota; Dothideomycetes; Botryosphaeriales; Aplosporellaceae
Exons: 2
Coding region: 1-945 (314 amino acids)
Biological process (GO): intracellular protein transport
Cellular component (GO): endomembrane system
Molecular function (GO): GTPase activity; GTP binding
Source: RefSeq, a predicted model, not a curated record
AUGGCUGGCCACGACCUCGAAGCGAAGAUCGUCGUGCUCGGUUCGCAGGGCGUCGGCAAGACGAGUCUCGUGCACCGCUACGUGAAGAACGCCUUUGCCAACACGACCUCGACCGUCGGCGCUUCUUUUCUCACCAAGAAGGUCGUCGACAUUGACACGUCUACCGUCGUGCGCCUGCAGAUAUGGGACACGGCCGGUCAGGAGAGAUACAGGAGCAUUAGCAAGCUCUACUACCGGGGCGCUAAUGCGGCCGUCCUCUGCUAUGACAUAACCGACACCGACUCGUUCGAGGAAAUGGGCCGCUGGUUCCUCGAGCUCAAGAGCGUCCUCGGCGACGAUAUUAUCCUGCACGUCGUCGGUACCAAAUCCGACAUGGUGGCCGAGCAUCCCAACAAGCGCCAAGUCCCCUUUGAGCGCUGCAUCGCCUAUGUCGCCGAGAACCUCCACCCCCAGCCGCCUCAAAGCCAGUCUAAGGAGUCCUCUAUACCUUCCGGCCUAUGGGGCAUUGCAGUCCCCAAGUCGGCGGACAGCGGCAUGAUGUCCCCUCUGAGCAAUCGGAGCAGCGGCCUCUGGGGCCAGGACAUCGGAUGGGACUGCUGCCACGAAAUUAGCGCCAAGGACGGCGAGGGCGUCGAAGAGGUAUUCCGCGUCAUCACGCGCAAGUUGGUCGAACAGCGCAACAAGGCCCUGGAAGCCGAGGCGAUGAGCCAAGGCGGUCUUACUCCCGGCAUCAACGGACAACAGAACGGCUACUUUGACUACCAACACGGUAGCAAUAACGGCAGCUUCAGGCUUGGUGUUGGCGACAAGCGUAGGAGCUGGCUUAGUUUCCCUCCUACGCCAGGCUUCGGCGGCGGCGGCGGUAGUGGCGGUGGUGGCCAGACGCCCCAAGAGUGGGAGGCCGACAUUCAGCGGACGAAGAUGAAAGGCGGUAGGUGCUGCUGA